This is a messenger RNA of Topomyia yanbarensis, 3071 nucleotides long. RefSeq names its product protein hedgehog (gene hh). Gene Ontology annotation, molecular function: calcium ion binding; patched binding. The record is from RefSeq and is a predicted model, not a curated record. The transcript has 3 exons. Gene Ontology annotation, biological process: protein autoprocessing; multicellular organism development; intein-mediated protein splicing. Lineage: Eukaryota; Metazoa; Arthropoda; Insecta; Diptera; Culicidae. Bases 575 to 1843 code for a protein of 422 amino acids.
UCGAAUUACCAUCUUCUCCUCUCUUCCAAGGAGUGGGUCAAGUAAAAAUCAGCGAACGAUACGAGUAUUGCGCGAUUCCGUAAACCAGGAAGCUUCCAGCAAGGAUAAUAUGCAUAAUUUACGUUUUAGGCGAAACCACGAAUGAGAUCGCAAGUCGAGUUGGGGAAAAUUUUUGAACUGCGCCGAAAGUGGAAUUCCGUUAUAGUGAUGGAUUGUAGUCGAAAGUGAAAUAAUUCAAAUGAAUUGACCGAGAUCGUGGCCAAUGUGUGUCGAAUUAAUUUGCUAUGAUGUUACCGGAAUAAAUUGAUUGCGCAAGACGAAAAUGUUAGUUUUACAAAUUGAGAUUGUGUCAGAUCAUAUCCGCUGACAAGUGAUUGAGCAAAUAAAUAGCCAGUUAUACAUAUUGUAUGCAGUUUUAAUAGAAAAGGCAACAGUGACAAGUGUUUGACGAAAAAAGUGUGUUUAUUUACCUCGACGGUGUGGUGAUUACUCAAGUGUUUUGCGUGGCUCGCCCAGUUCGAGGGAAAGAGAGAUCAUAAAUUCCACAUUUUCCACACUCAAGUGUUCCGACGAAAUGUUCAACCUUAAUAAAUCUAGUACUAGCACCUAUUGCCGAAGGAACUGUUUUAACAGCCGAAGGAAAUCUUUCACAAUGCUGCUCAUCUUCCUGCUGUACAUGGUGCCCCAGGUGCAGUCCUGUGGCCCUGGCCGUGGUAUCGGAGGUCCCCGAAGGACCCGAAAACUGCUACCGUUGGUGUUCAAACAACAUGUGCCGAAUGUUAGUGAAAAUUCACUCGGUGCAUCCGGGAUGCAGGAGGGACCGAUUACUCGAAACGAUACCAAGUUUCGCAACUUGGAAACCAACUACAACAAAGAUAUUAUCUUCAAGGAUGAAGAAGGUACCGGCGCUGAUCGCGUCAUGACCCAGCGUUGCAAGGAAAAGCUUAACAUCUUGGCUGUAUCGGUCAUGAACCAGUGGCCCGGUCUUCGGCUGAUGGUCACCGAAGGGUGGGACGAAGAUCACAUGCACGCUCGAGAGUCGCUGCACUACGAGGGCCGGGCUGUAGAUAUUAUGACAUCGGACAAGGACCGUUCAAAGAUCGGAAUGCUUGCGCGGCUUGCUGUAGAAGCGGGCUUCGAUUGGGUGUUCUACGAAAGCCGCAGCCAUAUACACUGCUCCGUCAAGUCAGAUUCAUCGCAGACCAAUCACGCUAGUGGAUGUUUCACCGGAGAUAGCACAGUGCAAACAGCCAAUGGUGAAAAGCGAAAGCUCAGUGAACUGGCUGUUGGGGAAAAGGUACUCAGCGUCGACAGCUCUGGGAAUACCGUUUACAGUGAAGUAAUGAUGUUUAUGGAUCGGGACACUCAUCAAAGUAGAGAAUUCGUGCACAUUCAUGCCGAUGGUGGCGCCCAACUGACAGUAACACCUGCGCAUCUGGUGAUGGUAUGGCAAAAGGAGCUCAACGAAGUUCGGUACUUGUUUGCAGAUCGAAUCCAGGAAGGCGACUUCAUUCUGGUCAACAUCGACAGUAAUUUGGAGCCACGAAGAGUUCUUCGGAUAUCAGCCAAAUUGUCGCUUGGAGUCUAUGCUCCAUUAACCCGAGAGGGGACCGUGAUAGUUGACUCAAUAGCUGCCUCCUGCUACGCACUCAUCGACAGUCAAACUCUCGCGCAUCUCAGCUUUUUGCCGUACCGAAUGGCGAAGAAAAUUACGAAUCUGUUUAACUUUAGCAGUCAGAGUAAUAGUUUGAGUUUGCCUCGACACGAAGGUAUACAUUGGUACGCCAAAUCCUUGUAUGCAAUUAAAGACUACGUCCUACCGGUAAACUGGCUUUAUCACUAGUAGAAGAUCGAAAUCUCUAUUCGAGAAACAAGACGGUUAAAUUUUGUACAUUUUGUAAAUUUCUGUUUACGCAGCAGCAAAACGAUUCCAUUUGUUCCCGAAAAUAAUUAAAAAAGACGCGAUUGUGUGUGAGAUUUACUUAAAUUAUAUGCGAACGAUCGAGAUAAUAUGACAGUGUGCAAGUCCUCUCAGUGCGGCCCAAAGCGUCAGCGCGGAAGGUAAAGUAAUUCUAUUUGCUUAGCAACCUUCGGAAUGUUUGUGAAACGCUCCUUGAUAUUUAAUGACAGCCAACUUUGACAGUGGUUAUGUUUAUACUUAUUACUCGCGGAGAUGUGUAGUUUGUGUAAGUAGGACGAAUACAAUAAAUAAUUUAUUUUACUUGUAAAAAGAUUUUAACCUAAUUAACUUGUAAAUCUUGAUCCAAAAAAAUUAUUGUUAAUAAUGUUUGAGAAAAUUUGGCCAGUGAACAAUCUACUUUUCUUUCAAGAAGCGUAACCUUAUGCAUGAGAUGGAAAGAACGAAUUUUGCAGUAUGGAUAAUUGAAAAAUAAUAUUUAUUAAGUAGCAUUAUGUAACUACAAGAAAAGUGAUAUCUAAUUAUAGUUUGAAUAUAACGAAAUAUUAUUUAUAAUCGAAUAGUAACUCAAGGCACUCGUGACAGACAUGCGCAUGAAAGCUUGAAAGAAACUUGUUAAACUUGCAAUGUUUCAGCCCAGAAACAUUUCCUAAAGCUUCUAACGCGUUUGCUAUAGCAGAGUUCAAACCAGCAGGAAUAGAAUGGUGAAAUAUUUCUAAGUAAAGACACAAACUCAUUCCAGCAGACGAAUGCUUCGGUGGCAGUAACAGAAACCUUUAAUUUUGGUUUAGGCAGAGUGGCCAGAUGAUAUUUCUUCAUAUCGGUAGGUUACACCGAAAAGAUAUCGGUAAACCACAGAUAAUAUUGCCAACAAUGGAAACAACGCAUCGAAGAAAUUAAAUGAUAUGGCCCUAAAUACCGAAUCCAAUGGAAAAUGAAUGAGGUUGUGCGAAAGAGCAAUAACAAUCUGUGAAUUGGAAGACAAGUCAAAAAUCUAUAGAGCUAUCGUUAAAUUACUAAGUCUGGUCACCCUGAAUUGAAAAAGGUGUCAUUGAUAAAGAAAAACUGCAUUUUGUAAAUAUAGCGAAAUACGAAAAAAGACUCCAAUAUGAUGAGUUAUAAUAAACUAAAUCAAAGUUGUUAUUAAAAACAA